CUGUGCAUUCCCAGCAUUCCCCGCUGCAGUAUUUGCGAUCAGCAGCAGACGACUGAUUUGAGUUGUGUAUUUUAGAAUGUGGUGACGAGGCAUCGUUUGUUAUGUUUUUGAUGUAAUUAAAUGGAUAUCUGUAAACUAGUGAAAAAGAAAUGAAGAAGUUUACGUUCCAGCGUGUGUUAGACGGUUUGCGGUCUUCUGUCAGCCAACAACCUCGGCCUGAACAGGAGAUUGUGGAAACGCUACGCCCGGAUAACUUCCAAGUUGCUAAGACCUUCAGGCAUGGGUUCCCGUAUCAACCCACGGCGGUGGCGUUCGACCCCAUACAACACCUGCUGGCCAUCGGCACCAAGGCUGGCUCCCUUAGACUACUGGGACGACCGGGAGUGGACUCCCAUGUGCGUCACGAGACGGACGCUGCAGUCGUCCAGAUCGUGUUCCUGAUGAACGAGGGAGCCCUGGUGACCGCCACCGCUGACGACAGCCUCCACCUCUGGAACUUCCGCCAGAAGAGGCCAGAGGUCGUGCAUAGUCUCAAGUUCCAGAGAGAGAGGAUAACAUACAUGCACUUACCGCUGCAGAGCAAAUGGCUGUACGUUGGCUCGGAGAGGGGCAACAUCCACGUAGUCAACAUCGAGAGCUUCGUACUGUCCGGAUACGUCAUCAACUGGAACAAGGCUAUCGAAGUUUGCCGGAAGACACACCCUGGGCCGGUGGUACAUCUCAGUGACAAUCCCCUGGAUGCCAGUAAACUACUGAUAGGCUACGAGUCAGGACAGCUGGUGUUGUGGGACUUGCGCACACGCACGGCAGAGCUGAGGUGGCAGUGUGCAGAACCUCUCAAGUCGGUCACGUGGCACCACGAGGGGAAACAGUUCAUGUGUUCACACACAGACGGCUCUCUUACCACAUGGAAUGUCAGACAAGCUCCUAAACCCAUCAACGUCACUCUUCCUCAUGCCAAAACGAAUAAAGACGGUAAACCUGAAACAUGCAAACCUAUCCAAAAAGUCGAAUGGAAAUCUUCAAGAUCAGGGGAGGCAUAUGUAAUAUUCUCGGGAGGACUGACGUAUGACAAAGCCGGGCGGACACCGAGUAUAACAGUGAUCCAUGGCAAGACAACGACGGUGCUGGAGAUGGAGCACAAUGUGGUAGACUUCAUCACACUGUGUGAGAGUCCUUGGGUCAGUGAUCUGCAAGAACCAUACGCCAUUGUGGUUCUACUGCACAAUGACCUGGUGGUGAUAGACCUGUUGAGUCAGGGGUUCCCCUGCUUCGAGAACCCAUAUCCCAUGGACCUGCACGAGUCUGCCGUGACCUGCUGUACCUACCUGGCGGACUGCCCGUCUGACCUCAUCCCCGCCUUCUAUUCGGUGGGCUCUCGGACCCAGAAGCGCACAGGCUUCAGCGAGCGAGAAUGGCCCAUCUGUGGCGGGGAGUGGAGCCCUACGUCUUGUAGCUACAAUGAGAUCAUUCUCACAGGGCAUGCAGACGGCAGUAUUAAGUUCUGGGACGCAUCCGCCGGCACGUUACAGGUUCUGUACAAGCUCAAGACCAAUAAGGUAUUUGAGAAACCUCGGACUCGCUCCGUGGAUGGUGGUGCAGAAGAAGAUCCCUUUGCGAUACAGCUCAUCUCCCUCUGUCCCGAGAGCAGAAAACUGUGCGUGGCUGGCGCAAGCAGCUACGUCAUUCUCUUCAAAUUCCGCAAGCUGGAGUCUGUUUCGGAUACGUGUACGCUGGAGAUCCCUAUAGUAUACGAGGUCAAUGAAGAGCCGGAGUGUUCGCCCGAAUGUGAGUACCCCCCCAAGCCCAGCCUCACCGAUCCCGACAAUAAGAAGUCAUCGCUAGAGUACACUCUGCCGGUAAAAGUGCGGACUGGCGCAACGAAGAAGCCGCCGGGAUUCCAAGCCCACCUGGUCUGUAUCACCCCCAUCAUCAACGGAGAUACUCCCAGCAACAUCUCGGCUCUCAGUAUCAACUCCUCAUACGGGCUGAUGGCAUAUGGCAACGAGGUGGGCCUGGUAAUAGUGGACAUUGUGCAGAAAUGUUGUCUGCUGAACAUCGGCACACCUGACCUGUACGGGAAUGCCGACCCGUACCAGCGAGUGCCGCGCUCGCCCAAGCGCAAUCUCCUCUGUGAGGGAGAGGGCGAGCGGUGCCGGUCCCCCAGCAUCGACCAGAUGACUGACUGUGAUGGAGAGGAGGAUCUGGACAAACUGCUCGUGAGUCCAGGAACCCUCUACUCUGCGCAAGUAUCACCCAUCCCUUCGGAUGACAUUGAAACUGCAGAAGAUGCCUUCACCUUAGUUCAAGAAGAUGCAAAAUCUGAAGAAGUGAAAUCAGAAGAUAGUGCAAAAUCGGAGUUUGCCACAAAGACUGAACGUAGAAGUAGCUCUUCUUGGAAAGGGUUCAGUAUAAAAAAGCAACUCAGUCGUGUUGAUAUGAAGUUGAAGCAAACAUUUUCUGCACCGAUAGAAAAAACCGGUUCAAAUAAAAGAGGGUCUGUUUUUUAUUCUGGUUCGGCUUUAGUUUCUCCUGGCGAUAGGGAAUCAGGAGACGUGUCUCCGGAUGUUUCGAACAGUCCUGAGAGUGAAGAGUUGCCAGCAAUAGUCCUGAUCAAAGAACCAGACACCGAGGAGACGGUGGGGGAGAAUGCUUGUGCCGUGCGACCUACAGAACUACAACUGUUUGACAGUCAGGGGAAACCGAUCAGGCCUCCGAGAAAAGACAGGAAGAGAGUGUCGGUGGAUCAAAAAACUCCAAAUAACAGAAGUGACACGAGACUGCUUUCAGUGCCUAAUAUCAAGUACAGCCAUCAGCAAGGGUUGCGAGACCUGCGGCGCAAAGAGGCGAUGAGGCAGACCAACCAAAAUAACCAAGCGUUCGGCCACAUCAUCCGUAAGAUCAAUAAGUUGGACAGUUCGUUCUCUCGAUCUCGGAGUUCCAGCAUGUCCAGUCUGGAAAACAUUAGCUCCGAAGCUAUCCAGUGCCUCUCUUUUGCUGAUUCCUAUACAAAAAAAUCAGAAGCCAGUACCUACCCGACGCUGUGGGUGGGCACGAGUCUCGGCUCGGUGUUGACUGUGAUGCUGAGUGUACCGGCUGCUGGUGACUCUCGUCUCUCACAACCUGUAGCUGUCUCUCCCUGCGGCACCAUAUUCAGGCUCAAGGGCUGCAUCCUCACCAUGUCCUUCCUCGACUGUAACGGUGCUCUCAUUCCCUACUCUUAUGAGAGUUGGAAGGACGAAGGCAAACAAAGGACGCCAACUAAGAGCAGUACGAACAACAGCCGUAUGUCACCGCCACUGGGAGCGUCCGAGGUGACGUGUGAUCGGCAGUUUGUGGCCCUGGUGUCAGAGAAGCAGGCCCGGGUUGUGGCUCUCCCCUCGCAGAAUUGUGUCUACCGUCAGCAACUGGCAGACACCGACUUUGUUGUCAAGGCAGAAAUUAUUUCUUUGAAAGACAGUGUCUGCUUGGUGUGCUACAUCUCCAGCGGUCAUGUGACAGCCUACAGUCUACCGAGCCUCAGGCCUCUCAUAGACGUUGACUUCCUGCCCCUCCCCGAUCUCAGUUUUCAGACGAGGAAACAGGGAAUUGUAGAUCCCAUGUUGUCGAUAUGGGGCCAACAGAUGUUUGUGAAUGAGGACACAGACCAGAUCGCUCGCACGUUCUGCUUUAGCAACCGAGGCCACGGGCUGUUCCUCAGCUCUCCAUCGGAGGUCCAAAAGUUCACUGUCUCCGCAGAGUUUUGCUCCAGUCUGGUGGAGAUGGUGGGUGAACUGUUCCUGCCACACGACAUGCCCGAACCACCUAAACAGAGCUUCUUCCAGGGGCUGUUCGGGGGUGGUACACGCAAUCUGGACAGAGAAGAAUUAUUUGGAGAAUCGAGUGGGCGAGCAUCGCGCAGUGUGGCGAAGCACAUCCCUGGGCCAUCAGCUCAGAUCCAGGAGUUAGGCCAGCGAGCGUCCACAGCCAGCAACGAGGUGUCCCGCGCUCACCAGAUGAUGGUUGAGCGCGGUGUCAAGCUGGGCCAAUUGGAAGACCGCACUGAGCGCAUGAUGACAGAGGCCGAGAGCUUCCAGAACACUGCACACAACCUCAUGCUCAAAUACAAAGACAAAAAGUGGUACCAGCUCUGAACUCUGCAGACCUGAAUUUAUACAAUAUUAACUACUAUUUAAGAAAAGAGUUUUAUUUAUAACCUAGGCUAGAAAAGAAACAAGGCAGUUUGUAUUGUACAAUGUGCCUCCGUACUCUAAUGUAGGUUGAUAUGAUCACUAUGCUAACUACCCCAAGCUUUAAUAUUUUUAUAGUUUCAACAAGAAAUCUUACAGUAUUUUAUAUAUCAUAAGCAAAUAGAUUUCAAUAUUGAACUGAUGUAUGUAACACCUUGAUCAUGUGCAAGUAAAUUUGUACCUUUACUUCAGUGGUGGUUCUUUCGUAUCGUUUUCUGAUUUAACGCUUAUGUGAAACAAAGACGACCAAAUUGUACUUUAACUUGGGGAUUAACGAAUAUUUCCUCACAAAUUUAACAGUAUACUAAGCCAACAACAGUGUAGCUAAUAAAAAUAAUCCUCAACUGGAACAGUACUAAUAAUAGACUAAUAAUAAUUAGUACUAGUUAUUAAAUAUAUGAAAAUGGAAAUGACAGAGUAAUGUUUUCAUAAUGAGGUGGUACGCACAUACAAUUUUCAAGGUUUCGAAUACUGAGAUAAAUUGAUACGACACAAGCUCUUAUGUAUAGAUUUAAUCAGUGGCAUGCGGUGGAAUGAAGCUAAUGAAGCAUUGAUUGCUUCAUAAGGUUUAUACAAUUUUUUUUUAUUAGGAACCUAAAAUUGUUAACAAUACUACUAGAAAUAUGCCUGAUACGCUCUAAAAGCACAAUUCUUUGAUAUUGUUCCUCCGCUCGUGUUCCGUGUCUGUAGUGAAGCUGGGAUGCAACCGCUUCGGUAGACAGGCUGUACACGCAUAGAGUUCAUGGUUAGGUGGCUGGAGGGAGCGGGAGCGGUAGUCGGUGUUAACAAGUGGCCAGGGAAGCUAGCUUCUUUUGACGGAGAAAUACGAGUGAUCCCGACUACUGCCGUUUGUGUCAUCCGAGUUUUGCUAAAGGGCCGAAUGUUUAACGCGUGACCCACUCACAGCAUGGCCGCCAGCCCCGCCCUGUCCUGGCUAGGUUAUGUUAUAGACCACUCACGCACAUUUUUCCGUGUCGUAUGUUGCAUAAUGUUGUCUGUGUCGCUGUUAUUAGGACAUGUAAACUAACUACCAGUUAUGAUCCCCUUUUAGCAGAACACCUAAAAAAAAGCUACUGUUUUUAGAGGACUUUCAAAUCACAUUCAAAAUAAUUUGAGUGAAGCUGUGGGGUAAUUUCUUCUGUUAUCAAUAAAGUAAGCAUUGAAGAAUGCACGUGUUAGUGAGAUUCUCGAGUGCAAAAUAUUUUUCAGUACACUUAAUGGAGUUGCAGCACUUUUUCAAGAUCGCCAAGACGUGCUGCGUUUUUAGAUGAAUUUGUGAAAAGGAGAUUGCCUAAUGUAUGCUCUACACUGAAACUACUCGUCAAGGCUGGUUAACACAUUGUAUAAGAAUAGAGUUUAACUUUGUGAGGUUUUCAAUGCAAUGCUCAAACAUUUAGAAGAAAUUAAGGCUAACAUCUUGGUUUAAGUGAAUGGGUUUUUAUCGGUACUGGAAUACUUUCAAUUUGCUAUUUUUCUCUGUGUAUUUGACAAACUUUUGCUCUCACUGGUGUUAUUUUUGAUGUUUUACAACACCAGUGAUAUAGUGGCUUGUAGGAAGAAAAUUUAACAGUACUCAUCAAAGCAUUGUCUAAAUUUGUGGUGACUAUGAAAAAAAUUAUGAAAAAUUAUUGGAGGUUGGACCACCUACAAAGAGGGAGGAGGCAAACCAACUACAGAAGAGUGUACCAUGAAAUCUUUGACAAUAUAGAUCGACAUUUCCAUUCACGCUAGGAAGACUACGCGAAGUUGGACUUUUUACAACUACUUGCAACAGAAAUGUUUUCAUAGCAUGAAGAUGCAUUUCCGGAAACAGCUUUCAAAAGCUUGUUGGAUAUAUAUGGCAAAUUUUUCGACCGUGUUCGGUUAAAAUAAACUAUUGUUGUUCUACUCCAGUGAAGAGUUUAAAGGAAAUCCGCUGAAAGAUUUGUGCAAAUUAUUUGAAUCCAACUUUAUGCUCAGAUUAGCUUUUCCUCAAAUUAAUUUAUUGUUGAGCUUUAUUUACAUGAUUUAUGUGACUAUGGCCUAUGUCGAAUGGUCCUUUCCUACACUGAGAAGCAUAAAGAAUUAUUCGAAAAAUGCCACUGACAUCAAACAGAGACUCUCUCACUUAGGCCUCAUAUCCAUUGAGUAUGAAUUGCUCGCGAGAUAAAAUCAAAGGAAAGUUUUUUGACAAAGUGGUAAAUAACUCUGAGUGUUUGCUUUAAGUAACCUAUUAUUGAUUGAGUUACAAUGUUAAUGUUUAACAUUUGUAAAUUUGUCCUUGAUAUUUUCUUGUACAAAUACAACUUUUCAACUGUACUAUAUAAGAAUUUUUAGGUUAAUCACAUCAUGUAACUUAAAUGUGAAAUCACAAUCAAUGUUAUUAUAAUUCAUAAAAAUAAAUCUAUACUUAUUCAUUAAAAAUAAGUCUGAUUUAAAACCUAUUUGUUUGUAUAAAUUUGCAUAAAAGUUGAACUAUGAAUUUCUAAACUUGCCUAUCUUAUUACAUUGAAAAGUAUGCAGAUAUAAUAACUCACACUUUACUGAAAAGCAAUGUUAUCAUAAAUUUAAAAUUAUUCAUAAAAAGGUUUUUUAUUAAAUUCUUUCUACUUUUCAUAUAAACUUAUCAUAAGAUGUACUAAACACGUGACAUGUCUAAGUUUUCUUACACUUUAACUGCAUUUAAAUGUGUAUAGAAAUGCAUGCCUUUAACCUAAAAAUGUGGACAUUUUUUCUCCGGGGGAGGGGGGGUGUACCCCCAGACCCUCUCUCUGACAGUACCUCUGCUUCACCCAAUUAAACGACCACCGCACGCCACUGGAUCUAGUUAAAAUAUUAUUAAUUUCUUCUACUAAUGUACUAUUAGUUCCUAUUCACUCCCCAAGAUUCCAGACACUAUUGUUACUGUCUUAGUUUCCAGAACAAUAUUGUCAGCAUCAUUCAGUUUCCAUAAGUUGUGUACUUUGGUUCCAUCUUUGUGUAAUGUUUCCCAGUCGUACCUAAAAGGCAGGUCCUGUUUUCCGGUGUAAUAAGCGCUCUUUCUCAUCAAAUUGGCAAUUUUGUACUUAAUAUUUCAGUUAAACUAAAAAAAAUUAGUGAUGAAGUUUUUAAAUUAAGUUUUUUUUUAGAUUGCUAUGUACCUAUAUUUUUUGUAAUGAACUAAGAACCCCCACAGAUGAGAGUCUGUACAAUAAAGAUCUUUACUUUAAAGUAAAAGUUAGUUUCUUAGUUAUUCUACAACUAUUAUUUUCAUUAUUCAUUAUAAAGCUGUGCUUGGGCUUUUGGAGGUGUGAUUUUUUUUAGCCUAAUUUUCUUCUGAUGUAACUUGAAGAUAGUGAUAAUCUCAUAUUUGUAAUGGUUGGAUCAACAAUAAAAUGCCAUGGAAUGUCCUGUUACGAAACAACUGCUUACCGUACAGUAUCUCGACGGUGUAUCUAUGUAUAUAUGUGACUUGGCUGUACUUACACAUUGUGAUACCUCCAUCAUGAUUGUUAUUGUAUUGUUAGAUGCAGAAUAUAUUGUUUGUUGAAUGCUGUUGCAUUUGUUGUACCUUUUUUAUUGUUAUUGUAGCGAUGUAUAGAAGCAUUAUUCUUUUAAUUUAUGUAAUAUAUAUAUAAAAACAAGUGGUUAAUGUUUUAUGUAAAUGUAUAUACUACAGUAUUUGCUAUGGACUUUCUGAUGUUCUAUUACAUUGUAUUUAACUGUAGGCUAAUUUACUUUGUCUUGAGGCCGGUAGGCUGGUCAACUCUUCGGUGGCCUAAGACAAAUGCUCAGUGCAUGGACUUCCUUGUAGUUUUUUUAUGGUUGCUUUAGGAUUCCUGUGUGGUUUGUUUUAGAAACGAAUCCGGUUGGAACGAUCUGAACUCCAAAGGAAUCUCAGUGAGGAUGAUUCAAGUAUGAUUGAGGUUUAACUUUGGUUUGAGAUUUCUGUAACUUAUCAUUUUUUGCUUUAUACUUUAGUAGAUACGUUUAAGAAGUAAGAGUUAUAAUUAUGAAUAUAACUUAUUAGUUAUAGUUGUGUACUAUUGGUUGCUAAUUGUUUGGUUUUUAAGAAUACUAUAAAAUGUUGUACUGGUAUAUUCUCUUACAUUUUAAACCAAAGUUGAAUUCAAUCUGCUUAAUGUUUUGAGGUUAUUUACUUGGACUACUGUGCAACUUACAUAUUCUAUCUCAAUAAGUAAAGUAAUAAUUUCAUCAAAUUGUUUGAAACUCUUCAUUGAGUCUUUUAUUUCUUGUGUUUUCUUAUCUAAUUAUAACAACAUAUCUGUUCGUAAAAGUAGAGAUCUGCAAUAAUGGUGGAAGGGAGGCUAAUUAAAUAAACAUUAUUUUAAAAUUACUAUUGGAUUUUAAUUUAGAAAAGUUGUAUGAUUGGGGUUAAAGAGAAAACUUGUGACGUUGUAAAGCAAAAUGUGGUCAGUAUUUAGUAAAAUCUCUCUGUAUGCGUCAGGAUAUGAUUUCUGAUAUUUCUUUCAUGUUUAGUCUGUUUUGAUAGUACACAUUAAUUCUUUGUGUGAUGAAAGUUAAGUUCAAAAUCUGAUGGAUGAUUAGUUUUGUAAGUUUUUUGUUUGUUUUUGUGAAAAUAAUUCCAACAGUUUGGCUAUUUAUUACAUUUUAGUAUUUCCUUCUUCCAUCAAGAACUAAACCCACGAUCACUUAAUUAUUAAAGUUACUUAAAUUUAUAAUUUUUUAUUUCUAUAGAGGUUGUAUGUAUUUAAACAGCUAAAAUACUGACAGAUUAUCUGAGUCCUGUGUGCGCACAAGCCAACCUCAGUCUCAUGAUAAUUCAUGAAAACAUGCAGUUUAUUAAAUUAAAGGUAUAACUUUUAAUUAAAUUUUUCUCCAUUAUAAGUUCCCACUUGGUUAACAUGAAUUUAGAAUAGUCAGGGGCAGUGACUGAAAUACUGUUGAAGUUUAACCAUGAUUAAAAAUUACUAAAAAUAAAACUGUCACAGAAAGUGAUCCAAAUACUGAGCUAAAAGCUCAUUACAUAGACUUUCUCAGAUUAGUUUUCUUGUUAUCUGGAAUGUGUGAAAUCAGUGUUUAUUGUUUCUCUGCAGAUCUCUAUGUAUAAAUCUACUUUUUGUAUUAACAACUUAUAAAGCAAUUAUAUUUAGUUACUUUAUUAACUUUUCUUAUUAAUGGCUCUUCCUCAUUAUGUAUAAGAAAAUCAAAAUUGACACAAGACACCUGACUCUGCUGACACGCUCCUGUACUUACAACGCAACGUCUCACACGCCUAUACUCUACUCUAUCGUUUCUAGUAACAUUACAAAAUGACAAUAAAAUUUCAAUGUGAAGGCUUACACGGUCGAUGUGGUUUUGUGAGCUUCGCUUUUAGUCUUCAUUGUGCCACCAUCAACCUAUUGUUACUUAACUCGUUGGGGAUUGUAUAUAUUCUUUUGCUAUGCGUUUUUCGAUUUAUGUCUUCCUUGUAAAUUUAAGAGAUGACUAACUAGAACGAUGGUCGGCCCUUUGUACAUGAAAUAAAAGAGUACCUAACGUUUAUUUCGCUCGACUUCUGUUGAAACGCUAUAGAGCUGUUUGCUACUGAAUAUUUUUAUUGAAAGUUUUGUUGUCUAUCUAAGCCGUACAUUGUAGGUUAGUUUUGUACAGUGGUGGGAACAACGUGACCCUACAAUAUAUUUUAAUACUGAGUGUGCAUGUGAGUGUGUGUGCGUGAGUCAACUCACCUCAUUCAGCUGAUAUUGUGAUGCCCUGUAUAAAAUAAGCUCGCUAUAUGUGGAUAGCUGCUUUUUCGCCUCUUCUUGCACAAAUAAUGUACCAGCUGCAAACGGUUAUAACGUUUUGUCGUCACUGUGCAACUUAGCGAAAUACGGGACUCAAAUUUUCAAAAUGAAACGGUGCAAUAUCAAAAUUAGCUUUUGUCUUAUAACUUUUUGCAGCUGUAAAAGGAAUCCAUUCCUGUAUUCGGUAAGUGUAAAUAGUUACAUUUAAAAUCCCUUGAUGGGUUGAUAAAAUAUUUGGUAUUUUUUUAAACCCAAGAGAAUAAUUUGAAACUUCCUUUGACUGUAUAUAUACAUAAUGGUACCAAGACACUGUGUAGAUCAUCUUUCCAUAGGGGUUGUAGCUAGCAUUUGAGAUGUAUUCUGUAGCAUAGCGUGAUAUCGUAUCUGACCCCUAACCCUGUAGAACAACUUAAUGACUUCACCACAUUUGUGAAAAGUUUAAAUAUAUUUUCUAUUGUAUCCUGAUGAAAUAAAAUGUUGGAAUCAAUAUGCUA
This is a messenger RNA of Homalodisca vitripennis (glassy-winged sharpshooter), 10449 nucleotides long. It is a transcript of the gene Tomosyn, whose product is annotated as syntaxin-binding protein 5. NCBI's taxonomy places the organism in Eukaryota, Metazoa, Arthropoda, Insecta, Hemiptera, Cicadellidae. The record is from RefSeq and is a predicted model, not a curated record. The transcript has 22 exons. Gene Ontology annotation, molecular function: syntaxin binding; GTPase activator activity; myosin II binding. Gene Ontology annotation, biological process: regulation of protein secretion; regulation of exocytosis. The coding region runs from base 150 to 4133 and encodes 1327 amino acids. Gene Ontology annotation, cellular component: SNARE complex; plasma membrane; cytoplasm.